Messenger RNA from Hemicordylus capensis (graceful crag lizard), 6606 nucleotides. It is a transcript of the gene TJAP1, whose product is annotated as tight junction associated protein 1. Gene Ontology annotation, biological process: Golgi organization. The coding region runs from base 1022 to 2947 and encodes 641 amino acids. The transcript has 12 exons. Gene Ontology annotation, cellular component: trans-Golgi network. NCBI's taxonomy places the organism in Eukaryota, Metazoa, Chordata, Lepidosauria, Squamata, Cordylidae. The record is from RefSeq and is a predicted model, not a curated record.
GUUUGGGGCGGGGAGGAGACGCUUUCCAAAUGGGCCAGAACCAGGGGCAAAGUUAGGGGGCCCCUCAGGAGAGCCGGACUGGGACCCGGAGUGGGGCAAAGCUUGAGGGGGCCCGGGCUGGUCGAGUGAGGAGUCGGGAUUGGGUCGGAACCGAAGCGGGAUUCCUGGCCGCCUGUUGCUGGUGUCUGAAGCCCCUGCGGCUGGGAGCGGGUCAGAACUCGCCUCUUGGCCGAGGGAUGGUGCGGGGCCAUCUGUGGGCAGCCUCAGCAGCAGGUGCUGGCGGGCGGGGCUGAACUCGCCGGAGAAGUCCCGGCUGAGUCGUAUAGAGGCAGCGAGCGAGAAGCCGUGAGGGGAUCCUCCCCCUCCCGACCUGCGGGUGAAGCUGAGCGGGGAGCUUUGCUGCUGGGGUUGAAACUUUGGCUGAAGUGCAAUUCAGUGAGCAACGGGGGCCUGGCUCUGGAGGAGAGCAGCAGCGGUUGGGAAGAGGGUUUAGGAGGAGCCGGGCGGUGGGCUUGCUCUUGAGAGAGAGAGCGACUCGAGGAUCCAUCUCCAUAGUGUGUACGUGCGUGGGCUGUUUGUGGGUUUAGAGAACGAUCACCCCGAAAUUUCCUCCUGGAGAAGGGAAAGGGGAGAACUCUCUCGGUAGAGGAGAACUUCCCUGCCAGUGGCUUAAUCCCGAGGGACAAAGGAUGGAAACUGUGGAGAUGGGCGCAUAGUACUAAACUGCUGGAGCUGGAACAGACUUGGAACUCUUGUAUUGCAUUUGAUUGCUGAUUAGUGGAGGAGACCCAGCAGACACUUGAGGUUUCAGGAGCCCUUGGCCAGAUGCUGUUGGAUACGGUCAGGAGACGGCAGACUCAGAGGCGGGAGAAAAAACAUGUUUGGACAGGACAUCACUUUGGGUCUAUAUGGUGAUAGGACCCUGGAGAAAUUCCCUUUGAGCAUCGGAAAGCCUUGGCAUUUCAAGGUCUGGAGAGAGGACACCACAUUGGUGACCUGUUGUGAAAGCUAAGCCGGAGGGAUGAUGACGAGCACCGUACCUUCCAAAAAGCCUUACCGCAAGGCUCCUCCGCAGCACCGUGAGAUUCGCCAUGAGCUGCCCAUCCUGCGCGAUGACCAAGAUGGUGUGAUUUUGGCGGAGCAGAGUCAGGAGCCCUUGACAGAUGCAGAAAGAAUGAAGUUGCUGCAGCAUGAGAAUGAGGAGCUGCGUCGGCGUCUGGCCCACGUCACCAACAAAAUGGAGGCAAUGGAGAGGGAGCUGGAGUCAGGCCAAGACUACCUGGAGAUGGAAUUGGGCCAGAAUCGUGAGGAACUAGAGAAAUUCAAGGACAAAUUCCGUAGGUUACAGAACAGUUACACAGCCUCACAGAGAACCAAUCAGGAUUUGGAGGAGAAGCUGCACGCCCUGGCCUCUCUCAGUCAAAGCUGGAUUUUUGCAAUUAAGAAAGCAGAGAUGGAUCGGAAAACACUUGAUUGGGAGAUUGUGGAGCUCACUAAUAAACUACUGGAUGCCAAAACUACCAUCAAUAAACUGGAAGAACUUAAUGAGCGAUAUCGGCAGGAUUGUAACCUGGCAGUGCAGCUCCUGAAGUGCAACAAAUCUCACUUUCGGAACCACAAAUUUGCUGAUCUUCCCUAUGAAUUGCAAGACAUGGUCAAUAAGCACCUGCACAGCACUCAGGAGUCCUCAGGCCUGGGCCAGGAGGCCCCUCACACCCUGGCCCCCUCUGAUGUUGUGCCUACCUCAGUCAUCGCCAGGGUCCUGGAGAAGCCGGAGUCGUUGGUGCUGAACUCUGCCAAGUCUGGAAGCGGCAGUUGCCCCGUGGCUGAGGAUGUGUUUGUCCACGUGGACAUGAGCGGGGCUCUGCCCGAUGCCUGCCCCAGCUCAGGGCCGCCUGGGAACGAGGCAGCAGAAGGAGGGGGCCAGCAAAAUGGCGGCUGCAGGUCUCAGAGCGGCUUGGAGAGCCUGCCUGGCGAGGUGCCCACUUUUGAGAAGCUGAGCCCCUAUCCCACCCCACCCCCUCCCCACCCCAUGUACCCGGGGCGCAAGGUGAUUGAGUUCUCGGAGGACAAGGUGAGGAUCCCCAAGAACAGCCCGCUGCCAAACUGCACCUACGCCACACGCCAAGCGAUUUCCCUGAGCCUGGUUCAGGGGGAGGACGAGAACGGCGAGCGGCAGCGCACCCUCCCCAGCAGCCCCGCCUCAGAAGGUCAACGCUCAGCCUCGAGCUGCUCCUACCAGCCGUCGCCCAAGGUGAGCCGAGCUCACGGCUCCUCUCAGAGCAGCCCCUUCAGCAGCCCGCCACAGGUCCCCAGCACUUUUGCCAGUUCGGCCAGCUCUGAGGAGGACCUGCUAGCCAACUGGCAGCGGAUGUUUGUGGAAAAGGCUCCCCCCACCACGGAGCGGGUGCUGGUGAACCGCACUUCGUUUAGCCGUGACACCGCCCAGGAGCUCCAGAAACGUUUCAGCCGCUCCAUGCAGGAGUUGGGCCGGGUGGCCUCUGCCUACUCUGAUGGUGAGGAAUCCGUUCAGAGCUGCAGCUGGACCGUGAGCAGAGACUCCAGUGUGGACACAGACAGUACAGAGUCCCGGGCCCGCCGGAGCCAGUUCUCCUCCGAUUACGGCACAGACUUCUCCCAGGACGAGGCUCGCAAAUUGCUGCAAGGGACCGGCAGCGAGGGAGUGGCAAAGCCUGCCAGCUCCUCACCAGAGAAGCACAAGGGCUAUGUCGACCUAGACUCGCCUGGGAGCCCUGCCGAGGAGCAGGACAUGGUGUUACAGGGGAGUCAGGAGAACAGCCAAGAGGGCGCUCCAGAGCUGAACAAGGAGAGCAAGAGCAAGCCUCCUAGCCGCCCCCAUCGCAGCCCCAAGAGGAUGGGGGUCCACCAUCUCCAUCGCAAAGACAGCCUCACGCAGGCCCAGGAGCAGGGCAACUUGCUCAACUGAGGGGAGGGAGGAAGGGAGGCCUGGGCGGCUGCCCGAGUGCAGUGUUGCACCCACCCCUCCAAGGGCUGCACCUCUAGUCCUGAGGUCAAAGGGAUUACCAUGGCGGUACGCCUUGCCCAGGGAUUCCAGGCCAUUUUUAUAUAUUUAUUGUAUUUUUAAUAAGACACGAACAGUGGAGACGGCUGUUCUGCAGCACCAGAAGAAAACACUUGAGUGUACACCAGCACACCAUUCCCCGGAUUGUGUUCCCAGCUCAAGUUGCAUUCAUUCCCAUCCUUUCCAAGUUCAGUUCUGCCUUCACACUCCUGUUUCUGCUAAUACCAUCCCAUUGUUGAUCAUGAGUUAUGCCCUUGGGUCACUUCAGGCCUGUGUUCCUACCUUUUCAGCUUGUGCCAAGAAAUAGGAACCUGCUGUCCUAUUUUUCUUGUCUGAACCUUCCACCAGCCCAUCAUGUGAAGGCUCCACGUGAGGCGUGAAGGCUUGCAUGGGUGGGAACCCCCUGCUUUGUGUGCUUUGUUGCUUUAAACUUUCUGGAUUUGUUUUUGUUUCUCCAUUGUGGAUGUGCAUGUGGGGACAGUGUUCUGUGUCUCGCUCUGCAGAUUCCUCGCCACCUCAGUCAGACACAGUUGUUGGAAAGGGAGACCUAGGAAUCCCACUGCCAGGCUAAGCCGCAGAACUGUCCUCUUGCAGCUGCCCAGCAAAACUGAGCUGGACUGCUGGCCGGAAUGGUUCGGGUUUUGUGUGUCUGUCUCUACAGUUGUCAUGUCGGCUCUCCUCGGAUGGUCUCUCGCCUUCAUUUUGCUGGUGUUUCAUGUUAUGUGUUGUCCUGCUUGCUUCCCUUUUUUUUUUUUUUAAGAGUUUGGCUUUUAAAAUGUGCUUCCUUCUCCUUUUGCAAAUGAGCAGAGAACCUGCAAUGGGGACAAGAGAGCACCUUCUCUGCAAGAAGCACCUCAUCUCACUUCUGCUUUGGUGGUGUUGCUCUGUCUGAUCUGUGGAUUUUCUUCAGAGAAGAAUCUCUUCAGGAAGAGAUUGUUACUGAUCCAAUCUGAGCAGGGCAGCAAUCUUGCCGCUCAGUGACUGUCUUGGAGGACUGCCUAGGGAAGAGCCAUAGCUCAGUGGAAGAGUACCUGCUUUGUGUGCAGAAGGUCCCAGGCUCAGUCCCUGGCGUCUCCCAGUAGGGUUGGGAAAGACCCCUCUAUAACAGCCACUGCCAGUCCAUGUAAAGAAUACUGAGCUUAAAUGGACUAAUUGUGACUCAGUGUUAGGCAGCUUCUCAUGUUCCUUGGUGCAUACAUGGAAAGGUGUGUGUUUUUGUUUGGCCUCUUGGAGAUUGCUGAUAGGAAUGGCCUCCCUAUCUUGGGUUGGGACCCAAACUGAUACUAGUGCCUUCCUAAGGCCUUAUCCAAGGUCUGAUAUCUUUCCCCUUCUUGUGUUCAGUGUUGGUUGGGUUUUCCCCCUCGUUCCAGUAUUUUUCUUGUGUUGUGCGUCUGUGUGUGCAUGCAUGCACCUGGGAAGGGUGGGGAAAAUUUCAUAGUGUUAAGCAUUGUUCAUUGAAGGAUCAAGCUCUGCCUUACGUUCCUAGCCUGCCAUAGUCUAGGGAUGCGUGAACAGGUUUGAAUUCAAACCCGCUCGACAUCGAACAUGGCCGGCUUGAUGGUUCUGUGUAGAACCACCUCUGAACUGAAGCAGCCCCUGUUCAGCCCAAUCUCAGAUGAAACAACCCCCGGUUCAGGGGUUGGUUAAAAUUUUUUUUUAAAAGAAAACAAAAAACAAACUCACUGCUGCCCAGUCCAGGGACUGCUGGGAGGGGGGGCAGGGUGUUUCCAGAGGUUGCCCUCUCCCUCCCCCUGGCCUCCACUUACUUCCAAAUAGCCCAAUUUGGGCAGUCUUAGGCCCAUUCUGGGGCCUGUCCUCCGUGGUGGUGGCCAUUUUAGAGGCCACCGCACAUGCUCAAUGGGCCUCUGCAUGGCUGAUCCGGCCACGCAGAGACCCAUUGGGCAUGCGUGGUGGCCAAAUACCACCCGGACCGGGCUAUUUGGAAUUAAAUGGAGGCCUGUGGGGGGAGGGGAAACCCUUGGAGACACACACACACACCCUUUACCCGCACAGAAGCCCCCGGACUGGGUGGCAGUGAGUUUAAUUACGUUUUUUUAAACGUUUUUUUUUUUUAAAAAAAUUUAACGAACCUCCCUGAACCUAAACUGAACUGGGGGGGCAUGUUUGGGGGUUGAGAAACCGAACUCCUGUUCAAGUCUGGUCUGGACUUGAACCAAACUGGGCAAUCCGGUUGUGUGUACACCCUACUGGAGUCUCCAAUAAAGUCACUAGGCUGCUGGGCCUCAUUACACUACUGGCUGCUUUUGUUUGAAUGAAGUAUGUGCGAUUUACCACUGAAGAACACUCCUAAAGCCUUUCUCCACAACACAGGGAGUCCUCUCUCUCUCUCUCCCUCUCUCUCUCUCUCUCUCUUUUAAACACCAGCAAAGCAGCCUAAAGCUGUCAAGGAAACCUGCCUAAUAGCUCUGUAGGACCCACAGCUUUCCCCAAACCUUCGCAGUAUCCAUUGGAUGGCUGCUAUAGCCUAUAUCAUGUUGAUCUGCCCAGCUGCAGGACUUGUUUUUCUGCUGCCUCCCUUCAGACCUAGCCCAGGGUCUGUUGUAUGUUAGGCUUGGAUGGUCUGGCUUUAGCUGAUUUUGGAUGUGGCCGUGCUCAUUGGCCAUCCCUUUUGUUAAGGAAUGCUGGCUGCUGCAUCUUGCUGUUGGGGUAUGAUUCAGUAUUUUUGGUUUAGCCAUGCUAAUACAUUGGUGCUAAAGAUGGACACCCUCCCUUUAGCCUACGUGACCCUUCACUCUUAAUGUUCUGACUCCCCCAGCUGGCAGUUGCUUGCGAACUCUGCUGCUGCAGCCUUUGAGCUCUUGGAACUUCCUUUGUUUUAUGAAGGGCCGGCUCCGAGUUGUCAUUUCUUCCUGCCCUAGCCCUGCAGUGUUCUCUUUUUUUUUCUUUGCAAGGGUGCUGGAAAUGUGAGAGCUUCAGGGCUACUUGGUGGCCUCUCGUGUGUAGUCAGUAUUGGGAAGACAGUGCUGGGUGUGGGUGAAGCCACCCUGUUGAGUCUGAGCCUGUGUCACUUGGCUGCUUCACUAAAAUGGGGAAUGAUGUUUGUACAUCUCACUGAGAUCAGUUCUGUGUCCAGAACUUAGUUCUCCCUUCCAUGUCUAGCUGAACAGUUUGAGACUAACAUGGUUGUAGCCACCUGAUUGGCAGCAGGUACUACAGUGCUGAUUGACACUAAUCUCCCUCUUGCCUUUAAUCAUGUUGGGCUAAAGGGUGGUGUGUGGGGAGGAGGCCGUUCCAGAGUGCAACCCAGCAGUGCCAUUUAUUUCACACGCGGCUGGGUGGCAGUGAAGCCUGCAAGAGAACCGAGGAGAACUUUCCGCCCAGAGUUCCUCUUGUGGAGCCCUGCAUCUCAGCCCUUUGUAUCUUGCUCAUCAUCUCUGGCAGUAUUAAUUCUCUUGGGGAGCUUAAGUUGCCUUCUUUAGCUGCCCCACAUUUUACAGUGUCCCAACUCAAGACUGUUAAUCUGCAACUAACGUGUGUUUUUUCUGAGAUUUUCAAAUUGAUGAUGUAUAUUUUAAAGCCAGAAAUAAACUAUUUUAAAAGUA